Messenger RNA from Aspergillus bombycis, 408 nucleotides. RefSeq lists its product as uncharacterized. The coding region runs from base 1 to 408 and encodes 135 amino acids. The record is from RefSeq and is a predicted model, not a curated record. NCBI's taxonomy places the organism in Eukaryota, Fungi, Ascomycota, Eurotiomycetes, Eurotiales, Aspergillaceae. The transcript has a single exon.
AUGCUCGAUGCUGACCCAGCUUACUAUGACGCCUCCUCGCGUCAACGGAUCCUGAGGUCAGCGAUUGAUUUUGAAAGUCAGGUAUAUGAGAAUGAUAUCUUACUCAUAGACUUUAAACGGAGAAAUAUUAUUCUGGUCGACGAUGCAUAUGCAAACAUAGAUCGGAAAGUAGUCGUCAUCGACUUUGGUGGAGCUCUCUUUGGGCGCACAAGGGACGACGCUGCCCAUUUCAGAAAUCGCCUAUUUCUGGGGACCUAUAUAUCACCUCUACUACGUUGGGAGUCAUUCCCUAUGGAGUUCGAGCGUUGGGUCAGCUGGAAUUGGCAAGACUGGGUGGAGGAGACAUAUGGUGAUACGAGGGAGUCGAUAACCCCGGAAAUGCGGAACGUCUUCUCCAAAUCGCUCUAG